Messenger RNA from Fraxinus pennsylvanica, 627 nucleotides. Lineage: Eukaryota; Viridiplantae; Streptophyta; Magnoliopsida; Lamiales; Oleaceae. The record is from the annotation of a GenBank genome assembly.
AUGGCUCCGGUUUCUGCUCUCGCGAAGUACAAAUUAGUGUUCUUAGGAGAUCAAUCGGUCGGAAAGACUAGUAUUAUCACAAGAUUCAUGUACGAUAAAUUCGAUAACACUUAUCAGGCUACUAUUGGUAUUGACUUUCUUUCAAAGACAAUGUACCUUGAAGAUCGAACAGUAAGAUUGCAGCUUUGGGAUACUGCCGGACAAGAAAGAUUCAGGAGUCUAAUUCCAAGCUACAUAAGGGACUCCUCUGUUGCUGUCAUUGUAUAUGACGUUGCAAGCAGGCAGUCCUUCCUCAACACUUCAAAGUGGAUUGAGGAGGUUCGCACUGAGAGAGGCAGUGAUGUCAUCAUUGUGGUGGUUGGCAAUAAAACUGACCUAGUGGAUAAGAGGCAAGUCUCAAUAGAGGAAGGAGAGGCCAAAGCUCGUGACCUAAAUGUCAUGUUUAUUGAAACGAGUGCCAAGGCUGGCUUCAAUAUAAAGGCACUAUUUCGCAAGAUUGCUGCAGCCUUGCCAGGAAUGGAGACGCUAUCCUCAGCAAAGCAAGAGGACAUGGUUGAUGUCAACCUCAAGUCGAGCAAUACAAAUGCGUCUCAGUCACAACAACAGUCUGGAGGAUGCGCCUGUUGA